AUGCAGAGCACUGAUGAGUUAAAAAAGGAGAUCAUGUACUCGAGUCUUGAACUAGAAUCAGUGAAAUGUAAAGUUACCGAGAGUCAGCAAAAUGUGUCAAACUUACUCAAUCUGCUCGAGGUUGCAUACCAAGAAAGAGAUGAAGCCAGAGACCAAUUGAACAAGAUAUUUGAGAAGGUGAACCUUUCUUCACCAGAGUUUCCAGACAUCAAUAUGCAUGAUUCAAGCACCAUGGGGUUUGUUAAUGUGAAGCAGCCUAACGUGGAAAGACUUUUACCUGUGAAAGGAAAACUUCUGCAAGCUGUGAAGGAAGCUGGUCCAUUGCUUAUGUCGCUUCUCAUUGCUGGUCCACCGUUGCCCCAAUGGAAAAACCCCCCUCCUCCUUUGCAGCAACCCUUCAAAAUCCCACCAAUUCCCUUGAUCAACAGUUAUGCCAAAGGUUCUCCUCUAAGCUUUGAUCAGAGACCAUUUGCACUUUCAAAUCCUAUGAAUACUAGCUACUUCAAUGAGACUCAUACAUCUUUAGCUGCCAAUGUCAUUUUGAAUUUCAACACCGUCCUUCCUUCAGUUGGUGGUUCGUGCUUCAAUAAUUACUCAAUGAUGAUUUCAAACUCUGGGUUCGACCACCAAACCUCAAUUGCCAAGCGGCAAAGGCUUCAAUGA
Molecule: messenger RNA, 663 nt
Organism: Argentina anserina (silverweed cinquefoil)
Lineage: Eukaryota; Viridiplantae; Streptophyta; Magnoliopsida; Rosales; Rosaceae
Exons: 3
Coding region: 1-663 (220 amino acids)
Source: RefSeq, a predicted model, not a curated record